Messenger RNA from Rubroshorea leprosula, 7024 nucleotides. NCBI's taxonomy places the organism in Eukaryota, Viridiplantae, Streptophyta, Magnoliopsida, Malvales, Dipterocarpaceae. The record is from the annotation of a GenBank genome assembly.
GUAUUUGCUCAGAUCUAGAGUCAUGUCCGAAGAAAAUAUUGCUACUAAUCCGGAAAAAUCAGCCGUUGAUGAAAGGGUUGAUAAACUAGAGGCUACAAUGCAAGCUAUGGCUACAACUCUUCAGGCCAUCAGUCUCACGUUGUCAAAUCUGACCACUAGUUCUGUUUCUUCAUCUGCAACCUUGGUGCCUAUAACGCCUGCCUCAUCUGUUCCUAUUCCGUCAUCUACCAUUGCACCGAGUAAUCGUGCUAAGGCUCCUAUGGUCACACACUUACAGUUUCCUCCUAUUUAUGAGAACCAACCUUUAGUGGGGGAGUCGUCUUCACAUGCACCUGUACUUGGGGAAACCUCACACCUACCACUCGAGAUGAACAAUCCUAUCUUGCCCACAACCACACCCUUUACCUUUAACAUGCCACCUGUGAUGGGACAAAUGCCAGCUACUCAACCUACCCCCUCGGUUGAGAUGUUGAGGCCUGUUUUAGAGGACGGGAGAUCGAGGGAGGUUGAUCACAAGUUGCAACAGUUAGAGGAGGCGUUGAAAGCGAUGCAAGGGCCACAGUCUUAUGGUUCUAUUGAUUUAGAUGAUCUCUGCUACUAUCCGGGAAUCCAGACAAAUUUCAAGUUCAAACAGCCGGAUUUUGACAAAUAUGAUGGCUCAGGUUGUCCCUAUGCUCACCUGCAGAUGUACGCCAGGAAAAUGGCACCUUAUGCCAAUGAUGAGAGGGUGUUGAUUCAUUACUUUCAAGACAGUCUGUCAGGCCCGGCAAGCAUUUGGUUCUCCAUUCUCGACAAAAAGAAGAUUCGCACUUUUAAGGAUGUGUCUCAAGCUUUCAUGAAGCAGUACGAGUAUAAUAUCAGUCUAGCUCCUACAAGGGAUAGCUUACAGAGGGUCACCAAGAAGGGUAAUGAGAGUUUUAAGGAGUUUGCUCAGCGAUGGAGAUCUGAAGCAGCUAAAGUCAUUCCACCUCUCGCCGACAGUGAAAUAUGUUCUCUCUUUAUUAAGUCAACUACUGGGACCUUCCGUGCAUGGUUAGCUCCUUGUGUGGGGUACACUUUUGCUCAAUUAGUGAUGGCAGGGGAACAAAUUGAAGAUGGACUAAAGACAGGUAUUAUUAUGGACUUUCAAACCAUUCAAAGGCAAUUAGAGCAAGCCAAGAUGGGAAGCUCUGGAUCUACUUCAAAGAAGUUUGCACCCAAGGGGAAGAGAGAGGAUGAGGACACUUUGAGUCACAUCUUCACUAGUCGAGCCAAGCCAGUUCAUAAUGUGGGAAAUGCUCCUUAUAAUCAGCAACCUCAAUUACAUUAUGCUUCGGCCUUUAAGCCUUCCACCUAUCCUCAAAGGAGGCCAAACUUUAAUACUCAAGCUCCGACUAGGCGGCAAUUCCCACCCAUGAAUAACCCGAGGGAGUUCACUAAGCUUCCAAUUCCUUACAGUGAGGUGCUGAAACAGUUAGUUGCAGUGGGAUUGAUGGAGACAGUGCAAGCAAACCCUAUUCGGCCGCCUUAUCCGUUUUGGUAUGAUCCACAAGCUAGGUGCGAAUAUCACAAUGUGGUGGGUCAUGGUACCGAAUAUUGUGCAACUUUGAAACAUAGGAUUCAAGAUCUCAUUGAUGAGGGUAAACUUCAGCUUGAUGCUAAGGAAGCUAAGGGUACUCCAAACAUCACUCAGAAUCCUCUCCCUCCACAUGGGCCACCCACCAUGAAUAUGGUUGCUUUUGAUGAAGUUGAUAGAUCCGUGUUGAAGAAUGUCAGUUCUUGGUCUCUUGAUGAGUUGUUUGCCAUUUUGAUGGAGUAUGAUCUGAUUCAGCCGCUCGCACCAAUGAGCUUGAAUGUUUUGCCAGUGAUGAUUGAUGAAGUUGUGAUGUGUCCUUAUCACUCUAAUAUGAAAGGGCAUGCUUUGCGAGAUUGUGGGGAUUUUCAGAGAAAGGUUGAGGAGUUGCAGGCAAUGGGAUCUUUGAAAUUUAUAUCUACUCCAGAGUCAGAGAAAUCUAUAGCACCAGUGACUGAGGAAUACCCGACCAAAGAGAGGCCAUAUACUCUACAGAGUAUUAAAAAGGCACAAGUCAUCAGUCAAAAUUCUCAACAGCCUUAUGUCUUGAAAACCUCUCUUAGUGAGCCAUCUGUGGGAAAAACAUCAUUUGUGGUCAAUAGCCAUAUUCCUUAUUCAUUUAUGGCCACGCCUCAACAUGUUACCAUUAUGGAUCCUACAACUAAUGAUGUGUCCAAUAUGACUCGUAGUGGUCGGUGCUAUGUGAAUCCUGAAGUGGAAGAAUUAAGAAGGGCUACCUUGAAAUCAAAAAACAUCAGAAUUGAAGAAAUGCCAGAAGAAUUGCCUAAGAAGCUAGUGUCAGAAAAUGAAGUUGCAGAAUUUCUAAAUAUUUUGAGGAAAAGUGAGUAUAGCAUCAUUGAGCAGCUCAAUAAAACUCCUGCAAAAAUUUCUGUUUUAGAAUUGAUGCUGUCGUCAGAGGCUCAUCUUGAUGCAUUGCUCAGAGUCUUGAAAGAGGCUCAUGUGCCUAAGAAUAUUGAUACUCAGAAGUUUGGGACCGUGGUUGGGGCAAUCUUGGCUCCAAAUUAUAUUAAUUUCACUGAUGAUGAGAUUCCUGAUGAAGGAAAUGGGCAUACCAAGGCUCUUCACAUUUCUGUUCAGUGUAAGAUGAUGAAUGUGCCUCAUGUGUUGAUUGAUAAUGGGUCAGCCUUGAAUGUGAUCCCUAUGGCUGUUUUGAAGCAAUUGAAGAUGGAUGAGUCUCACAUGAAUCAGUGUAACACAGUGGUUCGUGCUUUUGAUGGAACAAAAAGAAGUGUGAUUGGAAAGAUUGAGCUUCCAGUGGAAAUUGGUCCUGUGACUUUUGAUGUGGAGUUCUUUGUUAUGGACAUUUCUCCUGCUUUCAAUAUGCUUCUUGGAAGGCCUUGGAUACAUGUGGCGGGAGCAGUACCGUCCACUUUGCAUCAAAAGGUCAAAUACAUUGUCAAUGGUGUUCUUGUCACGGUGAAUGGUGAGGAAGAGCAUGUCAUCCGAAAGGCUACAACCAUCCCAUACCUAGGAGUUGAUUCUGGAACUUAUGAGCCCUCUUAUCACUCAAUGGAGUGUGCUGCUGCUUCUUAUAUUCAUCCAAAGUUUAGAGGGAAACGGGCUGAAAUGGCUAAACCUGUUAAAGUUGCUGCUAAAAUCAUGCUUUCAUGUCAUUAUCAGUUGGGAAAGGGUUUGGGAUUGAAUGGACAAGGAAUUCUUGAACCUAUUGAAGUAAUUCAAGCUUGGGGCACUUUUGGUUUGGGAUACAAGGCGAAAAAGGAAGAUUGGCAGAGAAUGCGUGCUACUAAAGCGGAGAAGCGCCUUGCUAGACUUCAAGGGAGAGAUCCGAGAGAUGAACCAAUGUGGGUGCCACACAUUAGAGUUACAUUUCCACGGCCUGCUGAGAUUUUAUAUCCUUCUUUUGAUGGAUAUGUGGUGAAGCACAUGAAUGUCUUAUAUGUAGACCCAAAGGGUAUUGUUGUCACCAGUGGACUGCUUGAAAUUGGAGAGUGUUCAAAGCAAGCACAAUUAGAGGAGGUGGUUGUGGAAGAUGUUACUGAUGAAGUCUAUUCUAAUGAUGAGGAAGAUUGUUUCGGCUUCAACAACCUCUUUGAGUUAGCCAACAUGACAGAUCCUAAGGAAAGGUGGAGGAGGAUGCUUGCUGAAAGGGUAUUUAUGGAGGGGCACCCCAACUUCCAUCUUGUGCAUCAUGCGAAGGCUCCAAUGGCUUCACAUGAGUCUAUGCUCCUUGAAACCGUGAAAGAAGAAUCACUAUGUGACUCAUGGGGAAAUUUGACUAUAAAUGCCCUAGAGGAGGAAGAACCGGAAUUUGAUAGGGGAAUUUCUUUGGUCAAUGGAAGCUCUCAGGCUAAUUGGACAGUAGAACUUCUCCCUGCAGCUUUCAUCUCUGAGCCUGCUAAUGACGAAUCUUUAAACAAUGACGCCAUAUCAGACUUUAUAUAUGAGAUUGAUGAUCAGACCUAUAAUGGAGAAGACAAUGAAAAUUUUGAUCCUUCUCAUGAACUAACUCAAAUGCUAAGAGAGGAAAAACCAAAGCUGCAACCAAAUCAAGAGACAGAAACCAUUAAUCUGGGUACUGAGGAUGAUAGAAAAGAGAUAAACAUCAAUGCUCAUCUAUCUUCAGAGGAAAGAAAAGAAUUAAUUGAACUCUUAUCUGAAUUCCAAGAUGUUUUUGCUUGGUCCUACAAAGACAUGCCAGGACUGGAUCCUGAUAUUGCUGUUCAUGCCAUUCCACUCUAUUCUGAGGCCAAAUCAAUCAAGCAAAAGCUAAGAAGGAUGAAGCCAGAGGUUCUAUUGAAAGUCAAAGAAGAAGUGCAAAAGUUGCUAGAUGUCAAUUUCAUUGAAGUAGUUAUGUACCCGGAAUGGGUGGCCAAUAUUGUUCCUGUAAUGAAAAAGGAUGGCCGAGUCAGAGUCUGUGUGGAUUAUAGAGACUUGAACAAAGCAAGCCCCAAGGAUGAUUUCCCAUUGCCUCACAUCCAAAUUCUGCUAGAUAAUGCUGCUAAAAAUGCUCGAUUCUCUUUUGUUGAUGGCUACUCUGGGUACAAUCAGAUAAAAAUGAAGGAGGAGGACAAGCUCAAGACUACAUUCAUCACUCAGUGGGGCACCUUUUGCUACAAAGUCAUGCCUUUUGGACUCAAAAAUGCCGGGGCAACAUACCAACGCUCUGUGAUUGCUUUAUUACAUGACUUUGUGCAUACCAUUGUUGAGCUAUAUGUUGAUGACAUGGUGAUUAUGUCCAAAGAAGAGGUGCUACAUAUAGAAAAUCUCAAGAAGGUGUUUGAACGCCUCAGAAGAUACAAAAUGAGACUCAAUCCUGCCAAAUGUACUUUUGAUGUGGAUUCCGGAAAGCUACUUGGCUUCAUUGUGAGCCGUCGAGGAAUAGAGAUUGAUCCAGCCAAAAUAAAAGCCAUUGAUGAAAUGUCACCACCAAAAACCCAAAAGGAAGUCCGAAGUUUUUUGGGAAGAAUCAAUUACAUUGCCCGUUUCAUUGCCAAUCUUACCACCAUUUGUGAACCUAUCUUCAAACUCCUUAGAAAAAACAACCCUCAUACUUGGAAUGACCAAUGCCAACAAGCCUUUGACAAAAUUAAAGAAUACCUCAAAAACCCACCAAUCCUUGUGCCACCAUCCGAUAAAAGACCUUUCAUCCUAUACAUCACUGUCCUUGAAAACUCCAUGGGAGCCGUCCUUGUUCAACAUGAUGAGUCAGGCAAGAAAGAAAGAGCCAUCUAUUAUGUGAGUAAGAAGUUCAAUGAUUAUGAGAGUAAAUACUCAUCCUUGGAGAAAACCUGCUGUGCCUUAGCCUGGACAUCUAAGAAACUUCGCCACUACAUGUUAACCAACACCACUUACCUACUUUCAAGAAUGGAUCCCAUAAAAUUCAUUUUUGAAAAACCUACCCUCUCUGGAAGGAUCUCUCGAUGGCAUAUGCUGCUUUCCGAGUUUGAUAUUAUUUACACAACACAAAAGGCCAUAAAAGGGCAAGCCAUUGCAGAUCAUUUGGCAGAGCAUGCUGUGGAAGAUUAUGAGCCUAUCGAUUGGGAUUUUCCUGAUGAAAACAUUUUGGCAGUGGAGGCAGAAUCUGAUUCGGAUAAUUGGAAGCUCUUCUUUGAUGGAGCUGUUAACCAACUUGGUUGUGGCCUUGGAGCAGUAUUGGUAUCCCCAAAGGGUGAUCACUUUCCUAUUGCUGUAAAGCUUGAUUUUCCUUGUACCAACAACAUAGCUGAAUAUGAGGCUUGUAUUGCCGGAAUGCAUGCUGCUUUGGAUAUGAAUAUUCGAGAUUUGGAGGUAUAUGGUGAUUCAGCACUAAUCAUCUGCCAAACAAAUGGUGAAUGGCAAACCAAGGAUCCAAAACUUAUUCCCUAUCACCAAUACCUCGAAACUCUCAUAAGAAAAUUCAGAUUCAUCUCCUUAAAUCAUAUGCCCCGUGCCAAGAAUCAGUUUGCGGAUGCUUUGGCAACUUUAGCCUCCAUGAUACAAAUCUCCAGUGAUGAUGUAAUCAAGCCUUUGAUGAUUGAAAUCAGUCAAGAACCGGCACAUUGCAUGGAAAUCAAGGUUGAUGACAAACCAUGGUUUCAUGAUAUUAAACAGUUCUUGCAAAAUGGGGAAUAUCCUCUGCAUGCUUCUGAGGUGAACAAGAAGACAAUCAGAAAAUUGGCAGCUUCAUACUUCUUGAGUGGAAAUACAUUGUAUAAGCGCUCUGCUGAUAUGACCUUGUUGAGAUGUGUUGAUGAAACAGAAGCAAAACAAGUCAUGACUGAGGUCCAUGAAGGGAUAUGUGGAACACAUGCAAAUGGAAGAAUGCUUGCUAGAAAAAUUCUCCGGGCUGGUUAUUAUUGGUUGACUAUGGAACAUGAUUGCAUCAAAUAUGCACGAGCUUGUCACAAAUGUCAAAUUUAUGCUGAUCAUAUUAAUGCUCCGCCUUCAUUACUACAUAAUAUGUCCGCUCCUUGGCCAUUCUCCAUGUGGGGCAUUGAUGUGAUUGGGGCAAUUAAUCCUAAAGCUUCCAAUGGUCAUCAAUUCAUCUUGGUUGCUAUUGAUUAUUUUACCAAAUGGGUAGAAGCAGCAUCUUAUGCUAGUGUUACAAAGAAGGUGGGAGAAAGGAAGCUGAAUUCGAUGGCUAAGGAGUCGUCCAUGCUAGCUGAAACUCCAAUAGCAAACGAAAGUUCAACUUAUUGGGGCAAUAUUUUCAAAUAUCUCCUCAUGGGAAACAAAUGAGAUUCUACCUCUUGCGUUCGACAAAGUACACAUGAAUGUGAAUCUACUCAGCUAUUGCAUAGAGAUGAUCACAUGUUGAUGAACACACAACCUAAAGGACACUAGACUCCUGCCAAAUAGGAACAUCUAAUAUGUUCAGGGAAGUUUCUUAACCUUUCUUCAUUGUUGCAUUAUCUUUUAUGUGAAAAUUGUCUCACUUGCACUUGUUUCAUUAUCACAGAAUGUGCAAAUAUUACUUUCCUCCGGCCCUUGAGCCGCGUUUAUCAUCAUCUC